This is a messenger RNA of Synchiropus splendidus (mandarinfish), 1683 nucleotides long. It is a transcript of the gene ccn1l2, whose product is annotated as cellular communication network factor 1, like 2. The transcript has 5 exons. Gene Ontology annotation, cellular component: extracellular region. Gene Ontology annotation, molecular function: protein binding. The record is from RefSeq and is a predicted model, not a curated record. The coding region runs from base 74 to 1162 and encodes 362 amino acids. Lineage: Eukaryota; Metazoa; Chordata; Actinopteri; Syngnathiformes; Callionymidae. Gene Ontology annotation, biological process: signal transduction.
GUCCAGCCCCUGAGCGGAGGAGCGUCCGGGAGCGUGGGACAAGGCGCCAGUGUCGGACCUUCUCUCCAGCAGGAUGCUUGACUCCGUCGCCCUCCGCUGGAUGCUGUGCUCCCUCCUGGUGCUCUGCAGCUCUUCACUCACGGCUGACGCCGAGUGCCCGGCGGAGUGCUCCUGCCCCCCCGCCCCUCCACGGUGCCCCCUGGGGGUGAGCUGGGUGACGGACCACUGUGGCUGCUGUAAAGUCUGCUCCCGGCAGUACAACCAGGACUGCAGCGCCAGCGAGCCCUGCGACCACAUCAGGGGGCUGCGCUGCCACCUGGGGGUGGGAGGAGACCCUGAGCGGGGGCUCUGCAGAGCCCAGGCCGCAGGUCUCCCGUGUGAGCUGGACGGCCUGCUGUACCAGCACGGGGAGGUCUUCCAGCCCAGCUGCCAGCACCAGUGCUCCUGCACCGACGGGGUGGUGGGCUGCAUGGCCCUCUGCCCCCAUCCCCUGCCCCUGCCGUCCUGGCGCUGCAGGCAGCCGCGGGUGGCCCGGGUGGGCGGCGCCUGCUGUGAGGAGUGGCUGUGCGACGAGGACAACCACAUCAGUGAGGAGCCGGAGACUCCUCCGCUCCCCAGCCACAUCAGUGCGCUGCUGCGGGGAGCGGCCCCAGGAGGGGCCACACCGGGAGACUUCCUGGACUCCGACUUGUCUUUCAAGUCCAACUGCUUCCUGCAGACCAGCGCGUGGAGCGAGUGUUCCAGCACCUGCGGGAUGGGCGUUUCCAGCCGGGUCACCAACGACAACCCCGGCUGUCAGCUGACCCUGGAGAGCCGCCUCUGCCGGGUCCGCACCUGCCACCAGCAGCUGGAGCCGCCCGCCAAGAAAGGCAAGCGAUGCCAGAGAACGCUGCGCCAGCAGGCGCCGGUGCGGCUGACCUUCGACGGCUGCUCCACCGCGCGGCGCUAUCGUCCUCGCUCCUGCGGCUCCUGCACAGACGGCCGCUGCUGCUCGCCGUCCGCCUCCCGAACCGUCCGCCUGACCUUCCACUGUCCAGACGGCGGCAGCUUCUUCAGGCACUUCAUGUGGAUCCAGCGCUGCAGCUGCAGCAGACGCUGCCGAGGCGCAGGCAGAUCCUCCAGUUCCUCCCUGGGCUUCCACAGUGACAUUCACACCUUCUGACUCGGAACCCAGAGCCCACCUCUCACCUGCACUUUACGCUUCCUGCCAUGACCACACCAGUCAAUGGACCAAACUUGUGAUGCAUCUCCUGCCACCUGACAGUCGGUCACAUGACCACAACCUGUUCCAGGGCAGUUACUCAACAUUCUCUCAGGAGAAGCUGCUGAAACUGACAAAGAAACUAAUGAAAUGAAACUGAUAAACUGGUGCCUAAAAUGAAAUAAUGAAAUAUAGAAAUGUGAAAUGUUUUUAUUUGAACAGGAUUAGUUCAUGGUCUUAUUGAGACGAAGCUGUGUUUUGUUUUGGUGCAGUUUGUGUGUAGUUCAGACCAGACGGGUCGUGUCAGUGCCAAACUCUAGAGUGUGUCUUUACUGUCGAGCGAGUGCAUAGACUUCACCUCCAGCUGUGGAGCGGUCUUUUCAGAGAUGACCUCAUUUUACGAGGUCAGUGGGAAAAGCUUUGUUCCUAUUUAAGAAUGAGAUGCCUCCUAGUGCCCUGUAUUUUUGGAAUAAAAACCGUAU